Diospyros lotus (date-plum) is the source of this 766-nucleotide messenger RNA. RefSeq names its product calcium-binding protein PBP1-like. NCBI's taxonomy places the organism in Eukaryota, Viridiplantae, Streptophyta, Magnoliopsida, Ericales, Ebenaceae. The transcript has a single exon. Gene Ontology annotation, molecular function: calcium ion binding. The coding region runs from base 195 to 554 and encodes 119 amino acids. The record is from RefSeq and is a predicted model, not a curated record.
GUAAUUGCACCCCUGCCCUGCACUGCCCUCACCCCAGCCGACCGCCCAACCAUCUAUCUUCUGUACUUUGGCUGUCAUCCAUUCCCUCCCUCCACGUAUAAAAUCCCCCGUUGUUUCCCCUUCUUCCAAUCGAGAAAAAAAGAGAGUUAUUAAGAUUUACGAGAUUCAAAUCAGAGAUUUUGACCCCAAUAUUAAUGAUGGCCGGGACAAAGGGUAGCUCCGCCGCCGAGUUCGAAGAUCUGUUGCCGAUGAUGGCGGGCAAGCUGGGCGGGGAGGGGCUGAUAAGAGAGCUGUGCAAUGGAUUUAGCCUGUUGAUGGAUAAAGAAAGAGGGGUGAUUACGUUCGAGAGCUUGAAGAGGACCUCGUCGCUGCUGGGGUUGCAGGAUUUGACGGACGACCAGCUGAGGAGCAUGGUGAGAGAGGGCGAUAUCGACGGCGACGGCGCGCUCAACGAGAUGGAGUUCUGCGUUCUGAUGUUCAGAUUGAGCCCCGAGUUGAUGGAAGGCUCCGAGGCGUGGCUCGAGUGGGCUCUGCAACAGGAGCUCGAGAGGUGAUUUUGACGGUAGGGAGGAAGAACAGUUCGACUCAACGGGCGUCGUUGGAGGUGCCUCUGUGGAGAAUAAACUUUUCUUUUUCCGGGGGAGAAAACGCAGAACAUGCUUUUGAAGUGAACGGAGAAAGAGAAAAUUUGGGUGCUUAAUUGAUUUGAUUGUACUUGUAUACAGAUCAUCCCGCAAUAACAUUUCUGAUCUGGGAUUUUGAUUGA